GCCGAGCCGCGCUCGCCGCACUCGGGCAGCGGCUGCGGAGGCGAUGAGAGGCCGGAGGGGCUGAGCCGAGCCGAGCCGCGCCGCGCCGGGGGAGGCGGAGGGGCUGCGGGCAGCGGCGGCCGCCCGGCCCCGGAUUUCCAUGGUGCCGGGGGCCGCCUGCGUCCCCCCGCCCUGAGCCGGGAGGAGGGCGGCAGCGGAGCGGCGAGGGCUGGGCACACGGGAUCUAAUCCUUCGCUCUGGGUGGUUCUUCUCUCCACAGAACCAUGUGAGGGACAUUGCCGGGGCUCAGGACACGCGCGGGGGACACGGAGCUUGCCUUUCCCAGGAUGGAUCAGAGGAGGAGCUGGCCUCGGGUACUGGACUCUGACGGCUGCUCAGUGGCUCUGCUCUGCCUCUUCCUGGCAUCGCUCUCCCGGAACGUGUCCAGCAAUGCCUUGUUCAACACUUUCCACUCGGAGAACCGGGACUGGACGUUCAACCACCUGACGGUGCACCGGGGCACCGGCGCCGUCUACGUGGGGGCCAUCAACAGGGUGUACAAGCUUUCGGGGAACCUGACCAUUCUGGUGGCUCACAAAACCGGCCCCGAGGAGGACAACAAGUCCUGCUACCCUCCCCUCAUCGUGCAGCCCUGCAGCGAGGUCCUCACGCUCACCAACAACGUCAACAAGCUGCUCAUCAUCGACUACUCCGAGAACCGGCUGCUGGCCUGCGGCAGCCUCUACCAGGGCGUCUGCAAGCUGCUGCGCCUCGACGACCUCUUCAUCCUGGUGGAGCCCUCGCACAAGAAGGAGCAUUACCUCUCCAGCGUCAACAAAACGGGCACCAUGUACGGGGUGAUCGUGCGCUCCGAGGGCGAGGAUGGGAAGCUCUUCAUCGGCACGGCGGUGGAUGGCAAGCAGGAUUACUUCCCCACCCUGUCCAGCCGCAAGCUGCCCCGGGACCCGGAGUCGUCGGCGAUGUUGGAUUACGAGCUCCACAGUGACUUUGUCUCGUCCCUCAUCAAAAUCCCCUCGGACACGCUGGCCCUGGUGUCGCACUUUGACAUUUUUUACAUCUACGGCUUCGCCAGCGGUAACUUCGUCUAUUUUCUGACGGUGCAGCCCGAGACCCCCGAGGGCGUCUCCAUCAACUCCGCCAGCGACCUCUUCUACACCUCGCGCAUCGUCCGCCUGUGCAAGGACGACCCCAAGUUCCACUCGUACGUGUCCCUGCCCUUCGGCUGCGUCAAGGGCGACACGGAGUACCGGCUGCUGCAGGCUGCCUACCUGUCCAAGCCGGGCCAGGUGCUGGCCAGGGCCCUCAACAUCACGGCGCAGGAGGACGUGCUCUUUGCCAUCUUCUCCAAGGGGCAGAAGCAGUACCACCACCCGCCCGACGACUCGGCGCUCUGCGCCUUCCCCAUCCGCACCGUCAACGCCCACAUCAAGGAGCGCCUGCAGUCCUGCUACCAGGGCGAGGGCAACCUGGAGCUCAACUGGCUGCUGGGCAAGGAUGUCCAGUGCACCAAAGCGCCAGUCCCCAUCGAUGACAACUUCUGUGGGCUGGACAUCAACCAGCCCCUGGGGGGCUCGGUGCCCGUGGAGGGGGUGACGCUCUUCACCUCCAGCCGCGACCGCAUGACCUCCGUGGCUUCCUACGUCUACAACGGCUACAGCGUGGUCUUCGUGGGCACCAAGACGGGCAGGCUGAAGAAGAUCCGGGCGGACGGGCCGCCCCAGGGCGGGAUCCAGUACGAGGUGGUGCCGGUGUUCAAGGACGGCAGCCCGGUGCUGCGGGACAUGGCCUUCUCCAGCGACCACAAGUACCUGUACGUCAUGUCAGAGCGCCAGGUGUCCCGGGUGCCCGUGGAGUCCUGUGAGCAGUACACGACCUGCCAGGAGUGCCUGAGCUCGGGGGACCCCCACUGCGGCUGGUGCUCCCUGCACCACAUGUGCUCCCCGAGGGACCGCUGCGAGCGCGCAGAGGAGCCGUUCCGCUUCGCAGGGAGCAUCGCGCAGUGCCUGAGCGUGGCCGUGCAGCCCAGCAGCAUCUCCGUGUCCGAGCACAGCCUCCCGCUCAGCCUGCGGGUGAGCGACGCCCCAGACCUGAGUGCCGGGGUCAGCUGCCUCUUCGGGAACCUCAGCGAGGUGCAGGGCCAGGUGUCGGGCAGCCAGGUGGUUUGUGUGUCACCGCCAGCCAAAGAUGUCCCCGCCAUCCCCGUGGAUCAGGACUGGUUCGGUGUCGUGCUCCAGCUGAAGUCCCGGGAGACGGGCAGGACCUUCGUCAGCACCGAGUUCAAGUUCUACAACUGCAGCGCCCACCAGCUGUGCCUGUCCUGUGUGAACAGUGCCUUCCGCUGCCACUGGUGCAAGUACCGCAACCUGUGCACCCACGACCCCACCACCUGCUCCUUCCAGGAGGGGAGGAUCAACGUCUCCGAGGACUGCCCCCAGCUGUUCCCCACGGAGGAGAUCCUGAUCCCGGUGGGAGAGGUGAAGCCCAUCACGCUGAAGGCCAGGAACCUGCCGCAGCCCCAGUCGGGCCAGAGGGGCUACGAGUGCGUGCUCAGCAUCCAGGGCAUCGUGCACAGGGUGCCCGCCCUGCGCUUCAACAGCUCCAGCGUGCAGUGCCAGAACAGCUCGUACCUCUAUGAUGGGAUGGACAUCAGCAACCUGGCAGUGGACUUUGCCGUGGUUUGGAACGGGAACUUCGUCAUUGACAACCCGGAGAACCUGAAAGUGCACCUGUACAAGUGCGCGGCGCAGCGCGAGAGCUGCGGGCUGUGCCUCAAGGCCGACCCCAAGUUCGAGUGCGGCUGGUGCAGCGGCGAGGCCAAGUGCACCCUGCGGCCCCACUGCGGCUCCCCCGGCGCCCUGCCCUGGCUCGACUGGUCCAGCCACAACGUCAAGUGCUCCAACCCGCGCAUCACCGAGAUCCUGACGGUGUCAGGGCCCCCGGAAGGAGGAACCAGGGUGACAAUCCGAGGCGUGAACCUGGGCCUGGACUUCUCGGAGAUCGCGCAGGGCGUGCAGGUGGCCGGGGUGCAGUGCACGCCCCUGCCCGAGCACUACAUCGUGGCCGAGCAGAUCGUCUGUGAAAUGGGGCAGGCGCUUCCAGGGAUCAGCUCCGGCCCAGUGCUCCUGUGCAUCGGGGAGUGCAAGCCCGAGUUCACGGCCAAGUCAGCGCAGCAGUACAUGUUCGUGACCCCAGCUGUGAGUUUCCUGAGCCCCAGCCGUGGCCCGGAGUCGGGAGGGACCAUGGUGACCAUCUCUGGCCACUACCUCGGGGCUGGCAGCCGCGUGUCCGUGCUCCUGGGGAACCAGACCUGCGAAUUCCUCGAGCGAUCCAUGAACGAGAUCGUUUGCGUGUCAGCGCCCUCAGCCCACGGCCUGGGGGCUGUUCAGGUCUCUGUCAGCGUGGACAGGGCUCAGCUGGAGAGAACUUUGCUGUUUGAGUACAUCGACGACCCCAAGGUGCAGCACAUCGAGCCCGAGUGGAGCAUCGCCAGCGGACACACGCCCCUGACUGUCACUGGCUCCAACCUGGACGUGAUCCAGGAGCCCCGGAUCCGCGUCAAGCACAACGGCAAGGAGUUCGUCAACGUGUGCAAGGUGGUGAAUGCCACGGCCCUGGCCUGCCUGGCGCCGCCGCUGACCGCCGAGUACCGGCCGGGGCUGGACGCCGUGGAGCGCCCGGACGAGUUCGGCUUCAUCUUCAACAACGUCCAGUCCCUGCUGCUCUACAACGACACCAAGUUCAUCUACUACCCCAACCCCACCUUUGAAAUGCUGAGCUCCACCGGGGUGCUGGAGCAGAAGCCGGGCUCUCCCAUCAUCCUGAAGGGCAGGAACCUGUGCCCGCCCGCCCCGGGAGGAGCCAAGCUCAACUACACGGUGCUGAUCGGGGAGACGCCCUGUGCCGUCACCGUGUCCGAGACACAGCUGCUGUGCGAGCCCCCCACCCUCACCGGGCAGCACAAAGUGGUGGUGCGUGUUGGGGGGGUCAUCUUCUCCCCCGGCUCGGUGAGCAUCGUGUCCGACAGCCUGCUGACCCUGCCCGCCAUCGUCAGCAUCGCGGCCGGCGGCUCGCUGCUCCUCAUCAUCGUCAUCAUCGUCCUCAUCGCCUACAAGCGCAAGUCCCGCGAGAACGACCUCACCCUCAAGAGGCUGCAGAUGCAGAUGGACAACCUGGAGUCCCGGGUGGCCCUGGAGUGCAAGGAGGCUUUUGCAGAGCUGCAGACGGACAUCAACGAGCUGACCAGCGACCUGGACCGCUCGGGGAUCCCCUACCUGGACUACCGCACCUACGCCAUGCGCGUGCUCUUCCCGGGCAUCGAGGACCACCCUGUCCUGCGGGAGCUGGAGGUGCAGGGCAACGGGCAGCAGAGCGUGGAGAAGGCCCUGAAGCUCUUUGCCCAGCUGAUCAACAACAAGGUGUUCCUGCUGUCCUUCAUCCGCACGCUGGAGUCGCAGCGCAGCUUCUCCAUGCGCGACCGCGGCAACGUGGCCUCGCUGAUCAUGACGGUGCUGCAGAGCAAGCUGGAGUACGCCACCGACGUCCUCAAGCAGCUGCUCUCCGACCUCAUCGAGAAGAACCUGGAGAACAAGAACCACCCCAAGCUGCUCCUGCGCAGGACCGAGUCGGUGGCCGAGAAGAUGCUGACCAACUGGUUUGCCUUCCUGCUCCACAGGUUCCUCAAGGAAUGUGCUGGAGAGCCCCUGUUCAUGCUCUACUGUGCCAUCAAGCAGCAGAUGGAGAAGGGCCCCAUCGAUGCCAUCACGGGAGAGGCGCGCUACUCCCUGAGCGAGGACAAGCUCAUCCGGCAGCAGAUCGAGUACAAGACCCUGAUCCUGAACUGUGUGAACCCAGACAACGAGAACAGCCCAGAGAUCCCCGUGAAGGUGCUGAACUGCGACACCAUCACCCAAGUCAAGGAGAAGAUCCUGGAUGCCGUGUACAAAAAUGUGCCCUACUCCCAACGACCGAGAGCUGUGGACAUGGAUUUGGAGUGGCGGCAGGGCCGGAUCGCCCGCGUGGUGCUGCAGGAUGAAGACAUCACCACCAAGAUCGAGGGGGACUGGAAGCGCCUGAACACCCUGGUGCACUACCAGGUGUCAGACCGCUCCGUGGUGGCUCUGGUCCCCAAGCAAACCUCCUCCUACAACAUCCCUGCCUCUGCCAGCAUCUCCCGGACAUCCAUCAGCAGAUAUGACUCCACGUUCCGCUACACGGGCAGCCCCGACAGCCUCCGCUCGCGCGCGCCCAUGAUCACCCCCGACCUGGAGAGCGGCGUCAAGGUCUGGCACCUGGUCAAGAACCACGACCACGGCGACCAGAAGGAAGGGGACAGGGGCAGCAAGAUGGUCUCUGAGAUCUACCUGACCAGGCUCCUGGCUACAAAGGGCACGCUGCAGAAGUUCGUGGACGACCUUUUUGAGACGCUGUUCAGCACGGUGCACCGCGGCAGCGCCCUGCCCCUCGCCAUCAAGUACAUGUUCGACUUCCUGGACGAGCAGGCGGACAAGCACGGCAUCCACGACACCGACGUCCGCCACACCUGGAAGAGCAACUGCCUUCCCCUCCGCUUCUGGGUGAACGUGAUCAAAAACCCGCAGUUCGUGUUCGACAUCCACAAGGGCAGCAUCACGGACGCCUGCCUGUCCGUGGUGGCUCAGACCUUCAUGGAUUCCUGCUCCACCUCGGAGCACCGCCUGGGCAAGGACUCCCCCUCCAACAAGCUGCUGUACGCCAAGGACAUCCCCAGCUACAAGAGCUGGGUGGAGAGGUAUUACGCGGACAUCGCCAAGCUCCCGGCCAUCAGCGACCAGGACAUGAACGCCUACCUCGCCGAGCAGUCGCGCCUGCACGCCGUGGAGUUCAACAUGCUGAGCGCGCUCAACGAGAUCUACUCCUACGUCAGCAAGUACAGCGAGGAGCUCAUUGGCGCUCUGGAGCAGGAUGAGCAGGCUCGGAGGCAGCGCUUGGCUUACAAAGUAGAGCAACUCAUUGGGGCCAUGUCCUUCGAGAGCUGAAGGAAGGUCACGGGCAGCAAAGGGCAGAGGAUCGCACGGACUCUCGGGAAUUUGGAGGGAGAACAAGCAAGGAAGGCACUGGACACACCCCCAAGGCUCUUCUGGAGAGAGCAGAGCCUGGCUCAAGGACUGGCUGUGUUCAAAAAUCAUACAGGAUCCAGUUUGAAAGGGCAGGAAGGGAAGAAGAUGAAACAUCUCAAUCCAAGUCCAAGCAAGGUGGAUCAUUUUUUUCAAGUGUACGCGGAAAGAAGGAACCUGGAAAGUCUGGAUGUCUCCACGACUGCUGCUUUGCAUGAAAAUUGUUUAAUGUAUAUUGGAAAAUAAAACUUUAUUUAAAGGGGGUUUUUUGUAAAAAAAAAAAAAAAAAAAAAAGAAAAAGAAAAAAAAAAUAAAUAGAGCAAAAACCACAGAGGCCAUAGAGAUAAUCCUGGCAAGAAGGAUCAGCUGUGAAUCCUGUCCCUGAGAGCCUUCCAAGGACACGGCUCAGGCAUUCUGCAAAUGGACUGUCACUCCCAUUGGAACAUCUGGAAAACCAAAAUGUCUUCGUUUUGGAUUCUUACAACAAAUACGAGCACAAGUUUGCACCACACCUUUUUACACAAGCAAGAUAGCGUUUUGCCUGAAAAUAGUCCAGUGGCUGAGUAACUUAGAGGCACUAGAAGGAACUUCACCUGAAUUGCAAAACCAUCAGAUCAUCCGACCUGUCUUGAAACCCAGCUUUAUCCAUGUAUUUAUACAGUGUCAAUAUAUAUAUUUUUUUUAAAAUCCCAUUUACUGUCGAAUGAGGGAAGACCUGAAUUUCAUUGCUUUUCCCUUUUCCACCUCCAUCCCACCUCACUGGCUGAGCCAGCAGUGUCCAGUAUGGAUAUGGUGAUCCAGCAGUGUCCAGCAUGGCCGUAGUCAUCCAGGAGUGUCCAGCAUGGCUGUGGUGAUCCAGCAGUGUCCAGUAUGGCCAUGGUGAUCCAACAAUGUCCAGUAUGGCCAUGGUGAUCCAGCAGUGUCCAGCAUGGCCAUGGUGAUCCAGCAGUGUCCAGCAGAGCCCAGCAUGGCUAUGGUGAUCCAACAAUGUCCAGUAUGGCCAUGGUGAUCCAGCAGUGUCCAGUAUGGAUAUGGUGAUCCAGCAGUGUCCAGCCUGGCCAUGGUGAUCCAAAAAUGUCCAGUAUGGCCAUGGUGAUCCAACAAUGUCCAGUAUGGCCAUGGUGAUCCAGCAGUGUCCAGCCUGACCAUGGUGAUCCAGCAGUGUCCAGCGUGACCACAGUGAUCCAGCAGUGUCCAGCACUGAUCCAUUCAGUGUCCACUGCUGGUUCCUGCAGGUGCCACGUGAGCCAAGGCAGAGCUGGGCUGACACCUCCAGGGCUGGGUUUGGGGGUCUCCAGCAGCCGCCUCCGAUUUCUCACAGCAAAACCCCCCAAACCUCAAUGUUUACGGUGACAGUACUUGAAGAGCCUGGAUGUUGGGAGAGCAGAUUUUGUUGCUUUUCUGCUGGACGUGCAGUCCUUGGGCACAGGCUCCCUUUGGGUGUCUCCGCCAGCGUUUGCCGCCUCACCCAGGGCCAGGACUUGCAUUUCCACUGGGAAAGGGAGAGAAAUCUCUGCUCCAGGCAAGAGCAAACCUUAACCAGCACCCCUGGGCCAGCCAGCUCUGCUGUCGUGUCUCUGUGUCGGCGUCUCGUUGUUCUCCUCAGUUCCUUGCUGGCCCCCACGGCACACGUUCCUGUGGCCAGUGACAGGCAAAUGUUUGUGAGUGUUAUUUCUUUCAAAGACACCAAAGCUUAUGUGUGUCCCUUUGUAGAGUGCCAGGAGGGGAAGGAAUGCUGUAAAUAUUUCUCUCUGUAGUAAAUAUUGAUACGUGUGCAGGCUGCAGUGGGGAGGGCAGGGAGAGGAGGCCUAAUGGAAAUACAAGAGUUGGCUGCUGGAGCUUGGCAAUGGCAGCAAAAUAAUUCCUGGUGUCUGCCCAGGCAGUGUCACACCAGACUGGGACCUUCGUUUGCAGCCAGAGUGUGUUGAAGAAAAAUCCAUUUCCAUCUCCAUCCCCCUCCUCCACCAUUCCUGCCUGGAGGAGCCCAGCAGGGCUCCCAGGGAGCUGCUGGCUUUCCAUGUCCUGCAGUCCAGCACCAGGGGAGGGGAGAAGCACGUAGAGAAAUACUCAGGAAACUUGGUUUAAUUACCAUUCAGUAAAAGCCAUGCCAAGUCCACUUUUUUUUUGGUAAUCCACUUCUGUGAGUCUCUCUGAAAAGCAGAAAAUGCUGAUGAUAAUAAUCAACCUUGUGCAAUAAGUUCUUGACAUUUACAGCAGCCUGAGCACUGGAUUUACUGAGACAGGGGGAGAGUGGCAGAAACAGAGACUGAAAGGCAGAGCUGUGUUUGCACUGCCUGUUAUCCGAGAGUUCCCUUCCCAGGGAUCCUGCUCCUGCACGGUGAAUCUCAUUUCUGAGGCAAAAAAUGUGCAAAAGUCCUGCUAAAAGUCAGGCACUGCGGAGCCCAGCGCCAGGAACGUCACUGGAGCAGUCCCCAGCCUGGCCUGCUCUUUGCUGCAGGUACCCCAGGGCAUGGCAGAGGGUCAGGCUUUGAAAUCCUGCAGGUUUUUUGCUGGUUCUGUUCCUGCUGUCCACCCUGAUCCACCACACAGCUUAGGUGAGGGAUUGCCCGGUCUGUUCUAGCUGUGCUUGUUGGUUUGGGUUCCACCAAGUUCUCAUGGUACUCUGAAACCCAAAAAGAGCACUCCAAAAAGUUCCUGAACGACUUCCAAACGCUUCCAAAUACCAGUCUGGGGAGUUAUCUCUGCAGGACUCUCAAAACACGAGUACAGCCCAAAGCAAAGGCCUGGCUGUGCCUCACACCUGGCGGUGUCCCUGCCCCACAGCCCUCGUGGUGCUCCUCUCUGCAUCUCUUUGAGAGGCUCUUGUGUAGCUUUUCAUCCUGCUUUCCUCCUCCUGCUCUCUCCCCUCUGACCAGGAGCACCCCCCGAGCCAAGGCUUUGUCAUCCCCCCUCCCCUGUAUUUUCUCAGCAGAAGUGGAGGUCCCCACACGCUCCCUGGAUUCUCUGGGAGAACUUUAAGGAGACAAGGGGACAACUGAGUUCAUCUUCUGUGCUGUGGGACCAUCUGAGCAGCGAGGAAAAAAAAAAAAGGGAAAGCAGCAGGAGCACUUUGCAAACCAAUAAGCUCUUUUACACUUCUGACUGAAUCCUGAAGGAAACAGCAAAAACACCUCGUCCAUCACCUGGAAAAGCUUUGGGAGGAUGGCAGAGGGAACAGCACAGUCCUGGCUGGAGGGGUGGCCUAGAAAUACGUUGCCAAGUAUCUUCUCGUGGUGGUUGACAUUAAUUAUGGAUCUUUACAGGCAAUUAUAUGGAUUGAAGCAACAUAUCCCCCCGGGGCAGAGCGCUGGGAAUCUCUUGCCCUGUUUGCAUCCAACAUUUCCAUUCCUCCUUCGGGAGGAGGAAGCUUCAGAUCUCAAAAUGGCAUUUUCUUCGCACUCGCAGCAAACUGGACUCGAGGGUUGGUCAGGAGGGGGCACUUGCCUUAGAUGAAACGAUUUCACGUCCCUCUCAUUGCCCCCUUCCUCCUGCAAGGCCACGUGGAGUUUGGAGUCUGCAGUUCGCUCCGUUUCAGGUAUUCCGACAUCAAAGUGGGAGACGUCACUUGCCGGGAUCUCUCUGCCUGGUGUCACCGCUUGAAUAAUUCCGUUUAAUCUUCUGCUCAUGAGCUAUCAAAGCACCCACUCCGAGGGGGAGCGAGGUGCUAAUCAAACGCUUCUCCACCUUGAAAGCCUUUAUUAAAGCCCCACACAGGAGAGGGGAGCUGGCAGGCAAGGCUGGCCCCGCUGAGGAGCCGCAGCCACCAAAGCUCAGAGGGUGUGGACAGCCAGUGGUCCACGCUUUGCCAUAAAGGAUGGAUUUAAAGGGAGGCAGGAGGGAUCAGCACGGCCAAAGCGCUGGAAACCCUGUGGAAUCCAGGAUGGGUAUCCCUGGAAACCCUGUGGAAUCCAGCACGGAUAUCCCUGGAAACCCUGGGUAUCCUGUCUGCAGCAGCGAGGACCCACUGUGGGGACCAGAGCUGAGAAACAAAACUGCUGCCACGGCCUGGCUGCAUCCCAGCAGCAUUCCAGGUGUGGAAUUUCAAGAUUUUCCCUGAAGGGUGGCCGUGGGGACAGCGGUGCCUCCCCAGGGCUGGGGCUGUGACACGCUGGGGACGGUGAGCGCAGUGCCAACAGAGACCUUCAUCACAGCAGUGCCUUCCACACUCUGUCUUAAAAUCCUGGUGGUCCAUCCCCACGUCAGUGUUCCCUCCUACCUUCCACUGGACUCCACAAAAAACGUCCCAAUGUAGGAAGCAGUUUGGGUGGGCACGUGGAGGGCAAAGGCGAGAGGGUUUAAGGCUCUGGGGUUGCAUUCUGCACGCUGCUGGCUCCGAGCUCCUGGGGGUGGUUUUGGUGUUCAAGUCUGUGUGGGAAAAGGGUCAGAGCAUCCCCUCCUGCAGUGGGCACAGCCUCCAAGCAAGGUCUCGUUCCCAGAAGUCCCCAGGAGCCAGCAGGGAUGAGGAAGGCCGGGUUGGCACAGGGCAGAGCAGCUCCCAGCACAGCCCCUGUGCUGCUCCAGAGCCUCGAGCUCCUUCCCUGGCAGCAGCCCAGCCACGUUCUGCUGUCACUGGCUGUUCUCCAUCCAGUUUCCUGUGCUGUCAGAGCUCACCUGUCACAGGGACUCAGCUCCCCAAACUAAAUGAAACUAAAAGAGACUGACUUGAAUAAGCUGGGCCAUCAGGGAGAGCUCACGUGUGACUGUGCCCCGGAGAGAAGAAAAAAUGUUCUGAGGAGGGUAAAUAACUGACAUCAAAGAUGUAUUAAAAUGCCACAGAGCUUCAACCAUCCUAUUCCAGAUCCACGUUUGCACCAGGGCAAUAGUGCAGGGAGCUGUGACAUUGUACAGUUGUGUGGAGGAAGAGCUCGGAGCACAGUCCUGUCCUCGGUGCAAACACCCAGCCUGGACCCAAAAGCAGAGACCAGCGGGUCAGAGGCUGAGGGCAAAGCACUGGGGCCAGCUCUGAGGCCACCUGCAUGGGCAGGAUGGUUUGGUUUUACUGAUGAGACAUUCAGUGGGGAAACAAUCAGAGUGAGAGGUGUGUGCACUGCGAGGGCGCCGCUGGGGAUCCGCUGGGCUGAGCAGCCCCAAAGGUGCAGUUUCAGUGCAGCUUGGUCAGGUUGGUUUUUCAGGGGAAGAGGGUGGGAGGUUUUGACCAGUUUUGGCUGUUUGGAAGUCUUUGUUAAAGCCCCUUCACCCUGAAAAUCUCCAGAUUUGGGUGCUGGUCCUGUUCUGGGCAGGGAAAGGAACAGCUGCCGGAGCCCCAGCUGCGGGUGGUGCCUGGUGCCUUCCUGGCUCCUGGAAGAAAACUGGGGGUCUGUGGUGUGAGCCCUGCACCCCAGGGUGCUCUUUGGGGUGCUGGGGUCAGAGAAGGGCAGGUGGAAGGGUGGGGCAGUGUGGGCUGGCAGAGCCCCCCUGCUCCAUGCUGGAAAAGCCACUCCAUCUCUCCAGGGUGUCUGUGCCCGCCUGGCUGAGGUGGCACCAGCGGUGUCGUGGCCGUGCUGUGAGCAUGGCAGUGUCUCUGUGCUUGUUCUUUCAGAUCCCCCUUUGUCCUGUGUUUCCCAUCCCUCUCCUUCCUUUGUGACCGUGGAAUAUAAUCCUGAGAAAAUCGCCCUUUCUGCAGCGUUGAGGAACACGCCCCAAAGGCCCGCCGGGUCCUUCCAGUUGCACGGACAACAUCCCAAAUAUCCCAAACUCCCCGGGCCUCCCAAGGCUGCCAAAUCAAACACCAGAUCUCCUGUAUGGCCUUUCCUUUGGGAUUUUUAAUACCUCUCUUUCGGAUAAGCUUGGAAGUUUAUGCAACAGCUUCUCCAGCCGGCGUUCCCGUCCCGAGGACUGGGCACACAAAGGUGCAGAGGAGCCGUGGGGAGGGCAAAAAGCUGAUUUUGCCACGUUAUUUCAUGGCUUCAGAAGACGCAGUAGAAAGUCCUUGUCUUACUGCUGAGUUUUGGUGUUGAUGGCACCUUGGGGGCCGCUAGGAGAAGCAGCAAGGGGAAGGGAAGGUACAGGUACUAAAACUUCUGGAGUCCCCCCAAAAACAGAAUGUAGAGGUAUCAGCCAUGGAACAGAUUCUGAUUUCUUCUUCCCCUUCUCCUCCUCACAGACCAACCCCCAGCAGUUUUAGGGGAUUUGUGUGUUGGCAGGAACAAGGAAUUUAUUUGUAUCUGUGCCCAUUCCACCGCAUCGUUCUCUGGCUCCUCCCCUCCCCGUUAUACUUGACACACUGGAGUUCUGUAUUAUAUUUUUUUUUAAGAUGAUUGUCUGUUUUUUGUUGUUUUUACAAGUGUUGUGGAAAAAAAAAUGUAAGAAAGUUUAAGUAUUUAAAAAUGUUCCAAGGAAAUAAAAGGGGGUUUUGUUAUUAUUCUAAUAUAUUAUUGUGUACCUAUUGUAAAUAUGAAACACUCCUAUUUUGCAAGCCAAGGACUCACUUUGUACUGUUGUUAUAUAUAAAUAAAGUUUACUGGUUAAAAAAACC
Messenger RNA from Pyrgilauda ruficollis (rufous-necked snowfinch), 12567 nucleotides. It is a transcript of the gene PLXNA2, whose product is annotated as plexin A2. Gene Ontology annotation, cellular component: semaphorin receptor complex. The transcript has 32 exons. Gene Ontology annotation, biological process: semaphorin-plexin signaling pathway involved in axon guidance; regulation of cell migration; negative regulation of cell adhesion. Bases 327 to 6014 code for a protein of 1895 amino acids. Gene Ontology annotation, molecular function: semaphorin receptor activity; protein binding. The record is from RefSeq and is a predicted model, not a curated record. Lineage: Eukaryota; Metazoa; Chordata; Aves; Passeriformes; Passeridae.